AUGCCGUACAGUCUUAAGGGCCGCAAUGUCCUCAUCACCGGUGGCUCUCGCGGCCUGGGAGCCAUGGUUGCAGAGAAGUUUGCUGCCGAGGGCUCAAAUGUGGCUAUAAACUACUAUUCAAGUGAGGCACAAGCAAAGGAGCUUGCUGCAAAGAUAGAGGCAGACCACAAGGUUAAAGCUGUCGUCAUUCGGGGAGACGUAGCCCUCCGUGCGGAUUGCGAGAAUUUGGUGAAGAAAACCAUUGAGCUCCUGGGAGGAAUCGACAUUAUCAUCUCAAACGCUGGAUGGACUAAAAUUUCUUUCUUUGGAGACUUGGACGCCCUGACGGAUGACGAAUGGGACAAGUGCUGGAAUACCAACGUGAAAGCAAACUUGCAUCUCUUCCGUGAAGCAGAGCCGACUUUCAACGCGAAUCCAGAAGGAGGGGCGUUUAUUAUCACGUCUUCGGUCGCUGGAAUCACCCCCGGUGGCAGUAGUAUGGCAUAUUCUGUUAGUAAAGCCGCGAGUAUUCACCUAAUGAAGGGCCUUGCCGCGUCCCAGGGUUCGAAAAUCCGUACAAAUGCCGUGCUUCCAGGCCUUCUGCUCACUGAAUGGGGACAGAGAUUCCCCGUUGAAGUACAGAAGGGGUAUGCUGAGAAGGCUGUCCUGAAGAGAGUGCCCGAUCUCGAGGAUUGCGCGGAUGUUUUCAUCUCUAUUGCUAAGAACUAUUCCAUGACUGGACAAGAAAUCCAACUCGGUAAGUCCUAG
Messenger RNA from Nannizzia gypsea CBS 118893, 747 nucleotides. Its product is annotated as short chain dehydrogenase/reductase. The record is from RefSeq and is a predicted model, not a curated record. The coding region runs from base 1 to 747 and encodes 248 amino acids. The transcript has 9 exons. NCBI's taxonomy places the organism in Eukaryota, Fungi, Ascomycota, Eurotiomycetes, Onygenales, Arthrodermataceae. Gene Ontology annotation, molecular function: oxidoreductase activity.